AUGAGUCUCGACCAAGCAACAAAUGGUGCCCAGACACCUUCUGACCCUAUUGAGGCUCCUACUAACUCCCCACAAGCUCUUGAGGAACUCCUCAAAUAUCUAAGCCUUCCUGACUUGGACUCCCUCUACUUCGUCACCGAAACUGAUCUCUUGAACUACUCUCAAAUACACCCUCUUGACCUACCUACCCGUGUCAAGUUCCAACAAGCUCUUAGACACUUCCAACCUUCAUCUACCACUACUACUACUACUACUACUACAAGUUCUGAUUCAAAGUCUACUGCUACAACAUCCACUACUCCUUGUCCACCACCUGUCCUUGUCGAUGCUUCAUCUCAAAACUCUCAAGCCCCUCACCCCCUAACAGCUACCAACCCCAUGACCCUCAACGCUCCCGACAACAAAGCGUGGCUCGGUCGACAAGAUCAACGCCCUAUAGCUGCCUAUAUCCGCCGAAUCGCCGACAUUGCAGAGAUGGCUAACCUAGAUGCAGGUGGACUCUGGAAGUAUCUCAAUCUCAAGGCUCUCUCUGAAGGCCAAUCUCGUGAUCUACAUGCUCACCUACGACAGCACAACUUGAGCACAGCUACGGUAGCUGAGCUACCUACGGUGAGAAGCUUAUAG
Perkinsus marinus ATCC 50983 is the source of this 624-nucleotide messenger RNA. RefSeq lists its product as hypothetical. The transcript has a single exon. The coding region runs from base 1 to 624 and encodes 207 amino acids. The record is from RefSeq and is a predicted model, not a curated record. Lineage: Eukaryota; Perkinsozoa; Perkinsida; Perkinsidae.